Messenger RNA from Lindgomyces ingoldianus, 1677 nucleotides. RefSeq names its product benzoate 4-monooxygenase cytochrome P450. Bases 31 to 1656 code for a protein of 541 amino acids. The record is from RefSeq and is a predicted model, not a curated record. Gene Ontology annotation, molecular function: iron ion binding; heme binding; monooxygenase activity. The transcript has 3 exons. Lineage: Eukaryota; Fungi; Ascomycota; Dothideomycetes; Pleosporales; Lindgomycetaceae.
CUUGCCUCCGAUUGGGGGCCUAGAUUAGCGAUGAUGGAUUAUUCGAUCUUGAAUGCAGGGAAGGGUGUGUCCGGAAAUUAUUCAGCCCUGGAGAUUAUUCGCUCUUGCAUGCUUCCACUCUUCGUAUGGUACUGUCUUAUCCUUCUCUAUCGUCUCACAUUCCACCCUCUAUCGCGAUAUCCUGGCCGUCUAUCAGAGAGACUUUCAGACUGGCCUAUAGUAUACUAUUGUAUCAAGGGUAAUCGACAUAUCAAGCAAUUACUUGCUCACGAGAAAUAUGGUCCAAUCGUCCGCGACGGCCCAAACAGUCUCUCCUUUCGCUCUCCAGAAGCCCUGAAAGCCAUCUACGGCAACAAUGCCCACAUUAAGAAGGGUGAUUGGUACCUAACCCUCGAUAUCUCAGCCGGCGCGCCCUCUGUCCAAAUGGUGAUUGACCAACACCAACAUGCUCUCCGCCGACGCGUCAUGUCUCCAGCCUUCUCGGAGAAGGCACUUCGGGACGCCGAGCCGCUCAUCAACACCACUGCACGCAAACUGUGCGAAAGACUAGCAGAAGCGCUGAGCUGUACGAAAGAUGAGUGGAGCAAAGGAUUCGAUCUGCAGGUGUGGAUCGCAUAUUACGGGUAUGAUUUCAUCUCUGACCUAGCUUUUGGGCGGAGUCUUGAGUUACUAGAUCGCGAAGAACACCGAUUCGUCCCUCCCACACUCAGGAGCGCAAGUCAGUUCUUAUACUACGUUGGCUACCUUCCGUUCGCCGCCCUGGUCCGCCCAUUAAUGGGGACAUCCGUGCAGGAUUACUUUCCUGGUCAGUCGGCGAGAGAUUCGCUGAAGUACACUGAUCUUGCGAAUUCGAGACUAGCGGAGCGUAUUGAGAGGGAAAAGAAAAGGAAGGAGGGGGGUGGUGGGGCAGAGAGAAAGGACACUUUUCACUAUUUACUGAAUAGUAGGGAUCCAGUGACGGGGAAAGAGUUCACCGUGGAAGAAUUACAGGCCGACACCUCUUUGCUCAUCGCGGCCGGUAGUGAUGGUGUCACAUUAGCUUCGUGUGCGCUGCUCUUUUACGCCCUUCAGCAGCCGCACAUUCUCCGAAAACUAAUCAACGAGAUCCGUGAGGCUUUCCCAACAGUAGAGGAUAUCCGCACGCCGAAAUUGAAUGGCUUGCUGUAUUUGCAUGCUUGUAUAGAAGAGAGUUUACGAAUGGCACCACCGAAACCAGGGAGCUUGCCGCGGAUUGUGCUGCCUGGUGGCACUGAAAUCGAUGGCCAGCAUAUUCCCGCCGGAACCACAGUGGGAGUCUCACACUACGUGAUCCACCGUAACGCAGAUGUUUUCCCAGAGCCUAAUAUGUUCAGGCCUGAGAGGUGGAUAGUUGGAGAUGGUAACAGUGCUGAGCAGCUUGCAGCGCAGAAACGAGCGUUUUGCCCUUUCGGCAUUGGUCCAAUGAACUGCAUCGGCAGGAACACAGCUUAUCUUGCCAUCAAACUUGCGCUUGCGCACUUAUUCUGGCAAUUUGAUUUUAGAGUUCACGGAGACUUGAUUGGAGGUGGCAGCAAGAAAAUGGAGGAAGGGCGGAGGGAUGAAACUGAGUACCAGAUGUACGAUUGGAUUAUUGGAUUUCCGAGUGGACCUAUUGUGCAGGUGAGGUCAAGGGUCUGAAAGCGUGGGUUUUUAUGUGCG